Molecule: messenger RNA, 2542 nt
Organism: Terrapene triunguis (Three-toed box turtle)
Lineage: Eukaryota; Metazoa; Chordata; Testudines; Emydidae
Product: deoxynucleotidyltransferase terminal-interacting protein 2-like
Exons: 6
Coding region: 72-2417 (781 amino acids)
Biological process (GO): RNA processing
Cellular component (GO): nucleolus
Molecular function (GO): RNA binding
Source: RefSeq, a predicted model, not a curated record
UGUCUUUGUUAUUAAUCUUUUUAUUUCUGUAGCUGGCAUCUGCUGAAAUUAGUACUCCUGUUUCUGCGAAGAUGUCCAGGAGAAGAACUAAAGGAAACUCUCAGCCAGAAGUCAUUCAUGAAUCUCAGGAUGAGGGGUUGGAAGAUGCUGAAACAAAAUCAGAUCUUGGUGAUCCCUCUGAGGCACAAACAACUAAGAAUAGAGACAGCAAUGUGCAUUCAACAAAAUCAAGUGCUGAGCCACAGGCUGAUGGAGAUGAAGCAGAAUCAAAUUACUCUGCCGUGUCCGAACAUGAGACACCUUUAUUUAUAAGGAUAACAAGGAGAAGACAAAUCACAAUUCGUUAUCAACCAGAUUCACCAGCCAAAAAUAGGCCUAGCAAGGCAGCUCUUCUGAGUGAAUUAAGUAAAUCUCAAGAUGAAGAUGUCUCUGAAGCUGAGUCAUGUUCUUCAACUGUAUCUGGCGUCUGUACAGCUAGUGCUACAAGAACUACGAGAAGCAGGAAAUGCAAAGCUAAACUCCACCCAGAUCCAGUUUGUGAAGCCCAAGCUGAAGAGGUUUCUGAUGCAGAGUCAUGGUGCUCGGGUCUUUGUGUGGAGCCAUCUGUAACUACCAAAAGAAUAACUAGGAGUAUGCUAAUGAAAUCGCAAGCAGAAACCAUUAGACAAACUGAGAAAAAAGUUAGUGAAGUUGUGCUGGAAGAUGAGAAGUUAACUGAGGACAGAAUUAAACCCCAGCCAGUAGUCAUAUCUGACUGUGAACAUGUCACAAAAUCUGAUUCUGAUACAGAGCAAAAUUCCUCUCUUUCACCUAAUAGAUACGUCACUCAGAGUAAUAAACAACCCAGCCCCUGCAAGACCCAAUGCCAGACUGAAUCUGCCAGUGCAAACCCAAGUGAUGACCCAAAACAAGUUUUAAUUGAUUCAACACCCAGUAGUCCUAAAGAAACAGGAAAAAGUUGUACCAUAGCAUCUCCUAAAAAAGAAACAAUAAAGGAGAGACACUUUGAAAUUGUAGAUAACUCAGAGGAAAUGUUAGAAAAGGAGAGAGACAUAACUGGAAAAGAAUCAAAGUUGAAAAGUGUUUCUCUUUUUCUAUCUGACCAUGAGAGCCUUGAUGAAUCCUUUAAGUCCCAAAGGCAGACAACCCCAAGAAAAAGAAAUAUAAUUCCAGAAUACCAAAAAGCAGAUAUCGGGGAGGCUACACAGAGAUCUCUCACCCAUGCAGAUGAAUUAAUGGUGGUAGGCAAGCCAAGUAGCACGACCACCAGCCCGCAAAAGGCCAUACACCUAUCACCAAUUGGUGAUUACAGUGAUGGUGACUGCAAAAUGUCUGAUAUCAAUGUAGACAAUAAUGGAGGUCAAGCAGAACUAGUUACUAAAUCCUCCCCACGUGUAACCAAAAGUUCAUGUAAUAAAAAGGUAUCUGCUGUGUUGCUCCUGAGCAGUGAUGAGAGUGAUGAAACUGAAAACAGUGAUGUGGAAGAAGUGGGUGACGUAGGAGAAAAUCUGUAUUGUGCAGAGACCAGAAAUAAGAAGUCAUCCUUGAACAAAUCUUUAGAAAAUGAUUCAUCGCAUGGAGAACUGUUUGUAAUUGACACAGAACCUGGUUUGGGCGGCAACAAGAAGUAUUACCUAGAACAGGAAGAUAGAAGGAGCGAUGCAGAAAGUAAGGAUGAAGAAAGAAGGAGUGAUGCAGAAAGUAAGGAUGAAGAACGUGAAAGAGAUGAGGAGUCCUCAGAUCUGGAAGAUAAUGAGGAGGAGUUCGUAGAUGAAGAUGAAGAUGCAUAUUUAUUGAAAAAUAAAAAGCCUAAUAUUUUACAUCUAUCAAGCAGCAUAGAUCCUGGUCUAAAUAUCAACAGGCUUGGAGGCUUAUAUAUUAGCUUUGAUGCAGGAAAACAAAAAGCUGGCUCAAGUGCAAUUAAACAGUUAAAGGGGGAAAAGAAAGAAGAGCUCUUGAAGAAGAGUAUAAUAACUCCAGAUUUUGAAAAAAAGGACUGUGUUCCACCAUUCAGGGAGUCAAUCCAUCAGAUAAAGAAACAGCGCAAGGCAGAGCGAGAGAAAACAACAGGUGAUGGCUGGUUUGGUAUGAAAGCUCCAGAAAUGACAAAUGAAUUGAAAAAUGAUCUAAAGGCUCUGAAGAUGAGGGCUUCCGUGGACCCCAAACGUUUUUACAAGAAGAAUGAUAGAGAUGGUCUGCCCAAAUACUUUCAGGUUGGGACUGUGGUUGACACUCCGAUAGACUUUUACCAUGCUCGAAUCCCCAAGAAACAAAGGAAGAGAACCAUUGUUGAAGAGCUGCUUGCAGAUUCUGAGUUUAGGAGAUACAAUAAAAGGAAGUACCAGGAGAUCAUGACUGAAAAGGCAGCUCUUGCAGCAGGCAAGAAGAAUCGGAAGAAGAAGAAAUUUCACAAAUAAGACUAGGAGAAAAUAACAAGAUGAAACUCUUUUUUUUUGUUGUUUUGUUUUUAAUUAUAAAAUUGUUUACAGAACAUAUUGGUGAUUGGUUUAAGAUUGAAGCUGUCGUACUGACUGAGUUAGGA